AGUCAAGGUGACAACCACAUGGUAGUUUAGUGAGUAAACUUCUACAUGAAGGUGUCUUUGACAGCUCCAGACAUAUGAGCUUCUGCUGUCAUGAUGCACGCUCUACACAAGAUCUUGCUUUUUCAUGCCCUGGCAUGUAUUGGCUUAAAUGCACUGAGGACUGAAAUCAUAAAUGGCAAAAAGACCAAGAAGAAUUCAAUGAAUUAUAUGGCCUCGUUGCAAAACAACAACGGUCACAUAUGUGGAGGUUUCCUCAUCAGCGAGGACUUUGUAGUCACAGCUGCUCACUGUGACAACUCGAAGCCUACAAGUGUUGUUCUUGGCACCCACAAUCUGAAGAAGGUUGAUAAUGCCACAAUGAGAUACGCUGUGAAGAAGUGCAAACACCCAUCCUAUAAGGAACCUGUAUCUGGGAAUGACAUCAUGCUCCUCAAACUGUCCAGGAAAGCAUACCUAGGCAAAAAAGCCAUCAAGCCAAUUCAAAUUCCAAGUCAUGAAAUAAAAAUCAAAGAAAAGAAAAAAUGUCGUGUAGCUGGAUGGGGUUUAACAAGAACCGGUGGUGAAGUUGUUAACGAUCUGCAAGAUGUGGAAGUUCCUGUUAUUAACCUGCAAAAGUGUCAGAAGGCGUGGUAUAAUCGACUCCCAGCCAAUGUUAUCUGUGCAGGUGGAUAUGACACCAAGAAAGGAUUCUGUCAGGGUGAUUCUGGUGGCCCUCUGGUCUGCAACGGGAAACUGGCAGUUGGUGUUGCUUCCUUUAACAGCAAAAAUGACUGUAGCUACCCAGAUGUGCCCAACGUCUACACAGAGAUAUCAAAAUUUCUUCCCUGGAUAAAGGAGAUUCUCAAAAAAAAGAAAUCUGACAUGAUGCAUCCUCUGCACAAGUUUCUGCUUUUUCAUCUCUUGACAUGUCAUGGACUUGGCACUUUUGGGAGUGAAAUCAUAAAAGGUAAAGUCGCCCCUAAGAAGUUAAUGCUGUAUAUGGCCUCAGUACAAGACAAAAAUGCUCAACAUAUAUGUGGAGGAUUCCUCAUCAGUGAAGAUUUUGUGGUCACUGCUGCACACUGUGACUCCAGAAACCCUGCAAGUGUUGUUCUUGGCACCCACAAUCUGAAGAAGGUUGAUAAUGCCACAAUGAGAUACGCUGUGAAGAAGUGCAAACACCCAUCCUAUAAGGAACCUGCAUCUGGGAAUGACAUCAUGCUCCUCAAACUGUCUAAGAAAGUUCAAUUAAACAACAGAGUACAACCAAUUCAACUUCCAAAGACCGAGAUUAAAAUCAAAGAUAACGCAAAGUGCCGCGUGGCUGGAUGGGGUUUCACAAGAACCCGUGGCAAAGUUGUCGACGUGCUGCAAGAGGUGGAUGUGCCUUUUGUUAACCUGGAGGUCUGUAAGAGAAAGUGGCUUCCCAGAAAAGUUGACCUUCCUGACAGUGUUAUCUGUGCCGGUGGGUACGGCACAGACAAAGGGUUCUGUCAGGGUGACUCUGGUGGUCCUCUGGUGUGCAGCGGGAUGGCUGUUGGUGUCGUGUCUUUCAACAUGAAUAAAAACUGUGACUACCCCAACAUACCCAACGUCUAUACCAACGUAUCAAAAUACCUCCACUGGAUCAAAGAGAUUAGAAAGAAAAAGUCUUGUUAAAUGUAAGAAUUCAGCAAAUUUCUCUCUCAUUCAUUGUACAAAACUGUGUGCUUUUUGCUUGAAACAUGCUCUAUAAAUACAACUAUUAUAUAU
Scatophagus argus is the source of this 1731-nucleotide messenger RNA. RefSeq names its product CLIP domain-containing serine protease B15-like. The coding region runs from base 91 to 1638 and encodes 515 amino acids. The record is from RefSeq and is a predicted model, not a curated record. The transcript has 10 exons. Gene Ontology annotation, molecular function: serine-type endopeptidase activity. Gene Ontology annotation, biological process: proteolysis. NCBI's taxonomy places the organism in Eukaryota, Metazoa, Chordata, Actinopteri, Scatophagidae.